Molecule: messenger RNA, 3012 nt
Organism: Sebastes umbrosus (honeycomb rockfish)
Lineage: Eukaryota; Metazoa; Chordata; Actinopteri; Perciformes; Sebastidae
Gene: ankrd33ba
Product: ankyrin repeat domain 33ba
Exons: 6
Coding region: 474-2078 (534 amino acids)
Molecular function (GO): protein binding
Source: RefSeq, a predicted model, not a curated record
CCCAGUCCCAUCUAAUCGGAUUAGUUGACUAUAGGUUAACAGGCUGCUGUCUGUCUCUCUCUCUCUCCGCCCUACAUGUGGACGGUCGGUGUGCGCAGCAGCACUUUUACUUUCUGCUGGAGCUCCACACUUUGCAAAAGUCGUCAUUUCCAUCCAUGUGCUCUCUCUCGUGACAACGUGGUUUCGUUUUGGCUGAUGCGCGCGAAUGAAACAUUGCAACACGUGCGUAAUUGUAUAAUGUCAUCAGCUCUCCGAAAAAAAAUGGGUGACUGCACACGCAACAUGCUCAACUAGUCUACCACAGGAGGUAGGAGUUUGUGUAAUCUAAAGAGAUCUAUGCGAUGUAAGAGACUUGUUAAAAGGUAAAUAGUUUGAUUUGUCUUGGAGAGAGACAGCCAGUCUCCAUGCUCCAGCUCCAGCGCGCCAGGCUGCACUCUCUACCCCGAGGACAGUGCUCUAUUCUCGGGGGUUAGAUGGUGCUGAUCACGGACGACAGGGAUGGAGGAGGCGCUUCGUCGGUCCGGGUCAAACAGCUCCAGCAGCAGCAGCAGCAGAAAGUCGGGAAAAUCCACCCGACUAUAAUCGAGGAGCCGCCGCUGUCCAACUCCGACGACGAGGACUACCUUGGCUCCUGCGAGGAGGAGGAGGACGAUGAAGAAGAGGAAGAAGAAGAUGAUGAUGAAUUCGAAGAAGUUGACUUCGAGGACUUGGAUGAUUGUCGGAGCAUCGCGUCGGACGACUCCUUCUACCCGCCGGAUGAUGCGCUGUUCGCGGACUCGGAGCGCACUCCGUCUCCGGAGAGCCCCGAGCCGCUGUCCUUCUUCCAGGCCAGCUGCUCCAACAACGCGGCCAUCGUCCGGAUCAUGAUGAGGCACGGAGUGAAGGAGGAGGAUGUCAAGGAGAAGGACAGGAACAACAGGACGGGGCUGUUGGUUGCAAGUUACCAAGGUUACGUGGACGUCGUCAUAGCGCUGUCUCAGUGUCCGCAUCUGGAUGUCAACUGGCAGGACAGCGAGGGAAACACAGCUCUCAUCACCGCUGCUCAAGCAGGCCACAUAACAAUCACCAACUAUCUGCUGAACUACUACUCCGGGUUGGACAUCGAGAGGAGAAACUGCCACGGCUUCACCGCGCUGAUGAAAGCUGCCAUGCAGGGCCGGGUGGAAUGUGUGCGCUCGCUCAUGAUGGCAGGAGCUUCCAUGGACGCCAGGGACCAUGGCCGCCACUUCACUGCUAGGGACUGGGCCUUGUUUACGGGCCGCUAUGAAACUGCCUGGGUGAUGACGCGCCUGAUGGAGCGGUCCUGCCCGCGCCAGUACAAUGAUACAUACAGUCUAGAGUGGCCCCCGCUGGCAUCACUGGCGGCCAAAGCCCAGGAGCCCCGCGGCUGUCUGAAGCGCCUGUCGGACACAUUGCGGGACUUCUUCAACAUCUCGAAUGUCACCAACCCUGAGGAUGAAGGCGUUAUCGACCACAUGGUUUGCGUCACAACUGCCAUGAGGAGCCCUUUCAUUGCUGUGGCAUGCCAUACAGUGUGUCCUGACAGCCCCCCCAGUGUUGGCAAACGGCGCCAUGCGGUUCCCGAGAUCAUCCGCCAGCAGCGCGCCAAGGAGCUCCGCUCCAUCAACCCCGACAGGGUGGACAGCCACCUCAAACUCUUCCAGAACUCCCGGGUCACACUGGUGGCCAAGAACUCAACAGACCGCCGGGCCAGCCUUCAGGCCCAGAGCGCGGUGCCUCGACACAGGAGCUCCAGUCUGACCAUGGCGGCUUAUAACGAAGCCCUGGAGCUGCGGAGAACCAGCCUGCUGCCCAUGCACAUGGUGCUGAGGAGGAGCAGCGUCAGGCCGGGUUUCAGAGUCCCCAAAGUGAGGGUGUCCAAGGCCCCCGCGCCCACUUAUGAACCAGAAAAGAUCCGGAGGAAGAGCAGCGCCAAAGACGGAGGGGGGCAUUUGCUGCAGAUACCAAAGUGGCGGUACAAGGAGCUAAAGGAAGAAAGGAAGAAAGCCGAGGAGGCCGAGAGGAGGAGGCUGGAGGCUUUAACCAAGAGACACCUCGCUGCCGGGAAAAGGAAGUGAUAUCAUUGCCUCAGAAGACGCCACGUACACUACCCCAAAAAGAAGCAAAAUCCGGACAGACUAUAAAGUUUGAGAGAUUUGUUUUCUACGAUAUACUAAGUACCAGAUGUGUUCCUAAAAGAGGACAGAAGACUGCUUGUCUGGUCAGUUUUGGAAGAGGGGGAUGCCAGUUGGCCUCUUAAAAAUGGCUGCGGGACAGCAUUAGAAGUGCACAAUGCUCAGUGUCCUUUAUGAUGUCAAAACAGUGAAUACCCAGGGGAUUUUAUACUUGAAAUGUUUUUAGCUAACUUAUUUUUCAUAUUUAUUGCUUUUUGAUGGAUGGCCUAGUCUAUAUAUUUUGUUACAGCAGUGUUUUUUCUAGCGUGUUACACUGUAUUGGAGAAGAAACUUAUUAAUUAACACACCACAGCAGAAAUUUGUACAUCUUUCUGCCUAAAAAAUGGAAUUUAUUAAAGAUGUUAUGGGAUAAUGUCUUUAAAUGAUUCAGUGGAGAACACUAAUAGUCGUGUCAUAUUGACUGAGAAAGCUAAACAUAAGCUUAUAUAAAAAUCUAAUGGCAUUUGACAGCAAUAUUUUUAGAUGCUUUUUCUUUUGCUUCACAAAAAAUGACAAACCCAUGAAUGUAUUUCGCAUAUAUAUUUUAUAUUAGAGAUUUUAACGCUUUUUUGAAGACAAACUUUGUAUUUUUUAUUCAAUAUGGACUUUUUUCCACAUACUGAUAUAUAUAUAUAAACAACUGUUUUCUAGUCUUAACGUUCGAGACCAAGACUGACGUGAAGCACUGUUGCGAUGUUAAAUCUUACCGUUGUGGGAAGAAAGUUCUUCUGAAAUGUUUACAUUGCAAAAACCUCUGAGAUUGAUUGAUUUGGUGUGUACAGGGUACGGAUGAUGUGAACAAAAUAAACACUUCUGCUAACUGUGGAUGUGAUUGCGA